Exaiptasia diaphana is the source of this 1678-nucleotide messenger RNA. RefSeq names its product A-kinase anchor protein 7. Gene Ontology annotation, cellular component: cytosol. Lineage: Eukaryota; Metazoa; Cnidaria; Anthozoa; Actiniaria; Aiptasiidae. The record is from RefSeq and is a predicted model, not a curated record. The transcript has a single exon. Gene Ontology annotation, molecular function: protein kinase A regulatory subunit binding. Bases 289 to 1449 code for a protein of 386 amino acids.
CUCAAAAAUACAUUUCAGUCAGAAUAUGUUAUCAAAAGCACGUUUUUACCUCUCUCAAAGAACAUUCGAUAAAAAUUUCUGUCUCGUCCGCCAUCUUGUUUUGAUGAUUCAGCCUUCGUGGGGAAAACCGCUGUAUUAGUCAUCACUGGCUCAUAUUACACAGGAUGCCCAAUCUAUCAAAAUAGAAAUAAUUCCAGUGAUAUUGAGGAGAAAGCUAAGCCAAAAAGAAAGAGAAAAAGAAAAAGAAAAAAUAGGGAAAAAGAAGAUGAAAGUGAAGAAGAUGAAAUAAUGGCAAGUGACCAAGAUGGCAAAGCAGAGAAACAAAAUCAAUCAAAAAUCAAACAAAAGAGAAAAAAGAAAAAUGCUAAAACUGAUAAUGUAGAUGAUGAUGCAAAACUCCCCAAGAAACCAAGGCCAAAUUACUUUAUUGCCGUACGAGUGUCUAACCCAGCCAUCCACUCUGCCUUUAAAGUUAUUCAGGACAGUAUUAUUGCCAAAGAACCCCUAUUUCAACCAGCUUUGAUUCCUGUUAGUACCCUUCAUAUUACAUUGUUGGUCAUGCACUUAGAAAAAGAACAAUUACCAAAAGCUAUUGAUGUACUACAUAGCUGUCAGAAUGAAUUGAAAAAGAUAGUUAGUAAUCAAAAUGUUCUUACUAUGACAUUUCAUGGACUUGGAAAUUUUAGAAAUGAAGUUGUGUUUGGAAAAAUGAAUGAUGAAGGUGAAGUGUCUAUGCUGCAACAACUAGCUCAGGUCAUCAAGAAUGGAUUCCAAUCAAGUGAACUUGCCCUGGUCUUUGAUGACAGCUCCCCAAUCAUUCCUCACUUAACACUCAUGAAAAUGUCUAGAAUACCAUUGAAGAAAAAGAAAAAGAAGCUGAAAAAGAUCCCACCAGAUACAUAUUCAUCAUGGAUUGAUUGCGAACUUGGUGUUGAGUGUUUUAGUGAAGUUCUUCUUUGUUCAAUGAAUGAUAAGAAAGAAAAGGWUGGCUUUUACCAUAGUCUAGGAUCAGUUGCCUUCACUGAGCCUUUAGAUGACAGCUCUUUGGAUAUUACAUUGUCUGACAUUAACAAGAGAGACACUGACAAGCAUACAAAGCUGAAAGAUGAGAAUGUUAGCAAAAAUACAAUUUGUUAUGAGAAAGAUUGUGAACCUCAUCAAGUCUCUCAUCCUUCUUCCGAAGAUUCAUUAGAGGAUGAUGAUGAAACACAAAAAUUACCAAACUUUUCAAAUAACAGUAACAUUGAUAAUCUCAAUUUUGAAACCAGUGAAAGGAGUUUUUCCAGUUAUCAGCAAAAUUCAGGAGAUGGAUCGAUGUGUGAGGGGAAACAAGACAAAAACAAAUUAGGGAAUGAUGAAGAAGUACAAGAAACUGUAGUUACUAGUGAAAUUAGCAGUUCAAAUCAACUACUAUUAUCGGGAGAAUCAUUGUGUAAAGGGGGAAAUUAGGAAAACAAAUUUUCUGGGAAUAAAGUGCAUUCUAACAAAGGAUUACUUUCAGACGAGGAAGACACCAACACCAUUCAACAAGAAAUUGUAGUAGUGUAAGAAGUAAUUCCCAAAAUUCAAAGCAUUAUCACUGCUGUAUACACAAUGCGUGAUUGUUAUUGAGUCCUGGUGAUUUAGGCAAGAUAAGCUUUCCAAGGAAAGUUCAGAAUAAAAGUAUUAUAAUUUAAAA